This is a messenger RNA of Kalmanozyma brasiliensis GHG001, 2460 nucleotides long. RefSeq names its product Ku70/Ku80 beta-barrel domain protein. Lineage: Eukaryota; Fungi; Basidiomycota; Ustilaginomycetes; Ustilaginales. Gene Ontology annotation, cellular component: Ku70:Ku80 complex; nucleus. The record is from RefSeq and is a predicted model, not a curated record. The transcript has a single exon. Gene Ontology annotation, biological process: cellular response to gamma radiation; double-strand break repair via nonhomologous end joining; DNA recombination. Gene Ontology annotation, molecular function: damaged DNA binding; double-stranded DNA binding; telomeric repeat DNA binding. The coding region runs from base 1 to 2460 and encodes 819 amino acids.
AUGAGUGUCGAAUCCAACACCAUCACCCUCUUCGUCCUCGACAUCUCCUCCCGCAUGGGCGAGACCCGCCAAGUCGAGGAAUCCAUUGUCACCGAGAACCAGACCGUCGAACGACGCACUCGGUCCACCACGCAUCUGCAAUGGAUCUGCGAAUUCGUCUCUGCACGCAUAGCUGAGAUCAUUCUGCGCGGUCUCAAAACUACUCGCGUCGGUAUCAUCGCUUACGGUUCGCCACGCACCCACAACUCUAUCCCUAACAAUCCCGACUACGAAGGCAUCGAUGAGAUCUUCUGGCCCGCGCUUCCCACGCUCGACACGUUGGAUCUCGUCCAGAGUCUUCGCGCAGUGCAUCCUGACCAACAGUCGCGCGUCGCAGACCCUCUGGCUGCGCUCGUCGACGCAGUGCAGCUAUCGUCUGAUCCACAAAAGGGCGGCAUCAAGCCUUCACAGAAGACCACCUGGAAGCGCACAAUCUAUCUCGUCACAGACGGUCAAUCCGAAUUCACUCUGGACGGCUCGGACUCGAUCGGCAGAAAGUUUGAAGAGGAGAAUAUCGCGUUGCGUCUUCUGGGAGUUGACUUCGACGAUCCCGAGUCUGGCCUCAAGCUCGAAGGCAAAACCAAGAUCAAACUCAAGAACGAGCGCUUCUGGCAAAAGUUCCUCGCGACCAUUCCCAAUGCUGGAUUCGCGACGGCUGCCUCGGCGAUCGCCCAGUCCACUAUGCCAAACGUCCAAGUCACAAGACCGGCUCCCUCAAAGACCGUGCUCAGCUUUGGCGAUCCGGAAGACUUAGCUUCCAAUGGAUCAUUCCAGAUCCCCAUUGGUCUGUACAAGAUGACCGACCCAGCUCGACCUAUGACCCAGGCCAAGAUCUCCAAGCUGGCACGAGAGAGCGCAGGCGCUGCAAGGGAGCGCGAACGAGAGGAAGCACGUCGCCACCAUCUCAACCCUACCUCCACCCCCGUAGCGCUGAAGAAGGAGGAGCUUCCCGAGUCCCCCGUUGUCUAUCGUGCCGAUCUCAAGAGAGAAUACUUCCUCCUCGACCAGCUCUCUGCCGUCGCAAACUCCAGCAAGGAGCCGGAACCGCUGCCGCCCGAGUCCGAUGAAAGCUUCACGAGGGCAUGGAAGCUCGGCGCCAGUCUCAUCCCGGUCCCCGACGAGAAUUUUGGCGUCAUGGAGACGCGCAAGAGCAUGGAGGUUCUUCACUUCUUCACUGCUGCCGCCUACAGGAGGGAGUACAACAUGGAUCAGAUCUGGUAUGUCUUUGCCGAUCAUGCCCAGGUCAAGGCACAGCUGCAACUUUCGACGCUCAUCAGGGCCAUGGCGGAGAUGGAUGUGCUGGCCGUGGUCAGGUUUGUCAGGAAAGAUGGCGCCGAGCCGGAGCUGGGUAUCCUCAAACCACAGGUGGAAACGCACAACGAGUACCUUUUCUAUUCGAAAGCACCUUUCCGAGAGGAUCUGCGCAGGUUUCCCUUCCCGCCGCUCGACAGGAUCAUCACUACAGAAGGAAUCGAGCUUCGCCAAGGGCCGACCAUCCCGGACGACGCAGAUCAGCAGAGCAUGGAUGCUUUUGUUGACAGCCUCGAAUUGCCGGACGGUUGGUUCGACGUACUGGAUUCGUACAAUCCCGCCAUCCACGGCUUGAAGACCGCCGUUCGCCACCGAUUCGUCCAUCCGGAAACCAAGGAUCUCCCUGGUCCGCAUCCAGAACUGGUCAAGUUCCUCGAAGCACCUUACGAUGUUAGGAAGGCUGCAACAGCAGCAGCACAAGAGUGCCGCGACCGAUUCAAGAUCGCCUACGUACCACCCAAGGGUAAUGCCGAUCGAAAGAAGCGCACUCUCAACGCGAUGCAAGAAGAUGCGAGGGAGCGACCUCGAGCCUCUGCAUCCUCUGCCCCAGCAGCGACAGCCGCAGAGGAUGGAGAGGCGAGGAAGGUCGCCAGAUAUGAAGCUGCCCCACCAGAAGAAGCGCAAAAGAGGCGCAUUGUACUCGACGAGGACUCGGACGUCACCGAAGACGAAGGCGAUGCUGCUGCGACCGCCAAGAUCGAGCCACCAUCCCAGCAGCCUGCAGCCUCCUCGUCCAAGCAACAUCUCCUCCGACUCUCUGACCCGGUCAAGCAUCUACACGAGCUGGUCGAGAAGGACGACGUCACCUCCGCGAUCAACUCCCUCGAGUCCACCCUCUACCAUCUGGUGGGCGAGGAGAAGUACGACGCGGCAGCAGAGUGCCUGAGCGCGGGCAAGAAGGUGGCGCAGGAGUACGAAGAGGCGAUCAAAUGGAAUUCGUUCAUCCGCACAUUCAAGAAGAUGCUGCUCAGAGACCACAGAACGUUCUGGGAUGGUACGAUCAAGGGGCACCUCGAGUACGGCCUGGUGACGGCGGAGGAGGAUGAGGCCGGCCAGUCGGAUGUCAUUGGGGACGAUGCGAGGGAGUUUGUCGACACCGACGAAGUUUGA